Haliotis rubra (blacklip abalone) is the source of this 621-nucleotide messenger RNA. Its product is annotated as cystatin-B-like. NCBI's taxonomy places the organism in Eukaryota, Metazoa, Mollusca, Gastropoda, Lepetellida, Haliotidae. Gene Ontology annotation, cellular component: cytosol. Gene Ontology annotation, molecular function: cysteine-type endopeptidase inhibitor activity. The record is from RefSeq and is a predicted model, not a curated record. The transcript is spliced from 3 exons. Bases 72 to 452 code for a protein of 126 amino acids.
CUUCACCGAGUGACGUGUCAUGUGAAUAAGUCUGGUUCACGAGAAGCAAACAAAACAGGCGCCCCACGCUGAUGACGGAAAUUGCACGAGACGUGAUGAUGUUUAUUCUCGGUUGUGUUUUGUUAGUUCUUGUGAGGAGCUCUGCCUCACAAGGGCCGAUUGUUGGUGGUUUAAACGAAGUGAGACCCGCUACAGCGAAUCAGCAGCAGCUAUGUGAUCAGGUUAAAUCGGACUUGGAAACUAAAGCAAGUAGAACGUUUACAACGUACAAGGCCAUAAGUUACCGUACACAAGUUGUAUCAGGAAUCAACUACUUUAUUAAGGUGGAUGUUGGUGACCAAUACUAUCAUCUGAGGAUAUUCAACCCCCUCCCCUACAUGAACAGCGGACCUUCCCUUGUUGCAUAUCAAAGAGGAAAAACCGGAAAGUCGGAACUGAGUUAUUUUAAAUAGUCUCCGUAGUCUUGUCAAAGUUGAUAUUCACAGUGCUGGCUAAACAGAUCUAUAAUCAGAGACAUUGUCAAAGAGAAGAAUUUUAAACAAUUAUUGAUAUGAAAUAUGUUUCAUUGAUAAUAUCUUACAUGAACUAUUUGAUGAAAUAAAGUUCUGUUUCACAUACAAA